Molecule: messenger RNA, 4476 nt
Organism: Puntigrus tetrazona (Sumatra barb)
Lineage: Eukaryota; Metazoa; Chordata; Actinopteri; Cypriniformes; Cyprinidae
Gene: myom3
Product: myomesin 3
Exons: 36
Coding region: 175-4308 (1377 amino acids)
Molecular function (GO): protein binding
Source: RefSeq, a predicted model, not a curated record
CUCUAUAUUUACCUCCUCGAGGAGGAGUUUGUGAGGUCAGACGGAGAAGCCGGGACGCUCAGAGGAGCUGAGACUUGAGCAGAAGAGCGAGAGACGGCUGAAGGUCGAGGAGGAGGAGAGACGUUCUGCUGAUCAUCUUAAAGGCCUGAAGAACGUGCCGCCGAGUGCUCUGCGAUGGCUACCAAAAUAGUAAGAGAGCUCGGGCAGGAGCAGCAGACGGAGCAGAUGUCUCACGGCGUGCAGAUGUCGUCCCAGAUCAAGAAGAGAAAGUUCAAAUCCAGUGAGGAAACGGCCUCUCCGAGCGACUUCUAUCCCAUCAUCCCCGGCGAUGUCAUGUCUGUGAAGGAGAUCCUGACCGGACCCAAGUUCCCACGCCACCGGACCUGGGAGGUCCUGAGAGAGACGCUGUCCAACGAGGAGCUGCAUGAGAGGGACCAGUGGACUCUGUUUGGGAACGAGGCUGAGAAGCUGGAGAUGAGUGUGAUCAGAAACCAGCGUGUCGUCCGUGAGCGCGUGGAUCGGUGCGCUCUGCGUCGGGAGGCCGAGAGGAAAGCAUCGCUGCACAUGAAGCUGAUUGAGGAUCUGAGCGUGAAGGCUCCUGAUUUCUCCGUCCCGCUGCGAGCGCACACGGUGUGGACCGGGAUGGACGUCAAACUGUCCUGCUCGGUUCAGGGCUGCCCGCUUCCCAGCAUCACCUGGUAUAAGGACGACGUUCCUCUCCGGGGAUCUCUGCCGUGGAACUACAAGCUGACGCAGAAGUUCGGCCUCCACCUUUUAGAGAUCAGGAGAUGUUCAGCUGAAGAUGCAGGAGAAUAUAAGGUCGUGGUGAGAAGCUCCCUGGGAGAGGCGGCGUCCAGCGCCAGGCUGACCGUCAGCUCACAUGAAGGAGCCGAGGCCAAAGUGAAGCGCUCGUGGACGCCCAAUCAAGCUCCAGAGCCGGAUGCUCAGCUGGCCUCCAGCUUUCCUCCGACGUUUGUUAAAGAAGGUGACGACUUGGUUCUGCGGUGCAGUUUCACCUCCGCUUUACUGCCGUUCCAACAAGAUGUGACUUGGUACAGAGACGGGCUGGCGUUGCGUCGGUCCAGCCGCGUGGAGCUGCAGACGGGUCUGCGAUCGGCCGGUCUGACCCUGAAGAGAGCGCACAAGGAACAUGAAGGCCUGUACAGUGUCCGUCUGCGCACCUGGGACGGGACGGUCGAGCACAGGGCCUACGUCUAUGUCAAAGAUGGACCGGCGGUUGUGCUCGGAGCUCCAGGUUCUCCUCUACAGCUGCAGUGCUCUGAUCUGAACCGGGAUUACGUCUUCCUCUCGUGGAUUCCUCCCAGCGCAGACGGAGCCGCUGCGGUGCAGGGUUACUUCAUAGAGAGGUGUGACAUCGGUGUUGGGAAGUGGGAACGCUGUAACGCUGUCCUCUACAGAGAGUGUCACUUUCCUGUCAUGGGACUGAAGGAAAACACAAUGUAUCAGUUCCGCGUCUGCGCAGUCAACCAGGCCGGCGUGGGCCGCCCGUCUAAACCCACCGACCCCGUCCUGACCUCUGACCCCCUGGAGCCCAGCAGGACUACGGUGGUGAAGGUGGAGCGCGGCAGAGAGAUUGUGAUCACUAAGGACCAGCUGGAGGGUCAGAUCCGAGUGCCGUUCUCUCCCACCGACGUGUGUGUUUGCGAGCUGAACGACACCUACGCCGUGCUGAGCUGGACCGAACCGGAUCCGCGGGGCAGAGAGCCUCUCACCUACGCCGUGGAGCGGUCCCUAACAGGGAAGGAGAGCUGGCAUCUGGCCAGUCUGGACAUGAACGUCCUGUCUGCCAGAUUUGCUGCGUUCGACCAGCAGAAGGGAAAGUCGUACACUUACCGCGUUCGUUCUAUCAACAAGUACGGCAUCAGUGAACCGUCUCUUCCCAGCAAACCCGUCUCGCUGGGGCUGCCUCUAGGAGUUCCCGCUCCUCCACACGGUGUCCUGUCCAUCCGAGACACCAACAGCUCAGUCCUGCUGAAGUGGAAGGAGCCCAAAAUAACAGAGGGCAUUGUGGGAUACUAUCUGUACUGCAGCGAGGUCGGAAGUGGACAGUGGAAGACCAUCAACAAUAAGCCCAUCACUGAAACCAGGUUUACAGUUGAUGGCCUGAAGACUAAUAAAGACUACGUGUUCCGGGUGAAGUCUGUGGGACUGGCGGGAAACAGCAUCUACUCAGACGAGUCUCCUGCCAUUCGAGUCAAAUCGGCGAUAUACGCUCCGUCCCGUCCGUCGGCCGUCGCUCUCCUGCGCUGCACCGGAUCGGAGAUGCUGAUUGGCUGGAGAGCCCCGGCCAAUCACGGAGGAGAUCCCGUGCGCGGCUACUACCUGGACCAGAGGGAGAAAUCCCAGAGUUCCUGGAGGGAGGUCAACGUGAAAGCCGCUCCGGGCCGAGUGCACGAGGUGACGGGCCUUAAGGAGGGAAGCUUUUAUCAGUUCAGGGUCUUCGCGGCCAACGUUGUCGGACUGGGCGCCGCUUCUGAAGCCAGCGAGCUGUUCCUGUGCGAGCGCUGGACGACGGCCGAGCCGGGCUGUCCCUUUGACCUGGAGUUUAGAGAGGUGAGGCGGAGCUCUCUGGUGCUGAUGUGGGCGGAGCCUCUGUACAAGGGCCAAUCGGAGAUCAGCGGGUAUGUGGUGGAGAUCAGUGAGGGGGCGGAGUCUGAGGAUUGGACCCCCGUCGCGAGCGGGCCGGUGACGGAAACUCACUUGAAGGUCCCAGGUCUUCAGGAGGGUCAGACGUACCGUCUCCGCGUGUCUGCCGUUAACGCGGCUGGAGUCGGCGCGUCCUCGGUGGCGUCGGAGCCGGUGCAGGCCCAGACUGAAGCAGGAACCAAAGAGAUUGAGAUCGGGGUGGAUAACGACGGCUUCAUCUUUCUGAGCUUUGAAGCUCCUGACGGCGCUGAUAAAGACGUCUUUAAGUGGAGCAAGAACUACGGCAGAGCCAUUGACGCCGGACGAGCGCGACUGGAGGACAACAACAACAGGUCUGUUCUCACCUUCUCGUCCGCCUCGGAGCAGGACCUGGGUCUUUACACGGUGGAGCUGAGCGGAAACCCUGACGUCUCCUCGAGCUUCACCUUCACGGCAGAGGAUCUGGAGAGGCUGACAGAACUCAGCUGGCAUGUCAGAAACCCCCGACUCGUCUCUCUCUCUCGACAGGGCCCUCUCUCUCUGGUGGAGAUCCUGUUUGAUCAGAUAUCUCUCUCUCGAGGAUCGUCAGCUCAGCUCUCUCUCGGCCGGGCCAAGAACCAGGUCACGCUGGUGUUCGUGGAUAAGAAGUUUCAGGACAUUCUGGCCAAAUCUGAGGCCAACAGACGAAACUGGAAGAGAAAGUCGGGUCCUCAUUUCGAGGAGUUUUUGUCAUGGACGGUGACUUCAGAUUGUGAGAUGAUUCUGAAGUGCAAGGUCACUAACAUGAGCAAAGACACGCGGGUCACCUGGUAUAAGGACGGACUGGAGCUGACUCAGGUGGUGUCUGAACCCUCGGGUGUCAGCAGCUUCACUGUCCAGCAGGUGACGAGGAAGGAGCUGGGUCUGUACAGAGCUGUAGUGAAGGACAGCCGAGGAGAAGAUGAGAGCGUCCUGCAGCUCAUAGAUGAGGAGUUCGAGCGUGUCCUGCAGCAGCUCAGUAAACAGUGUGCGCUCUCUGCUGGUCCGGUGUGUAUUCAGUGCACCGCUCAGGGAUUCAAGCUCUACUGCUCCCUUAAAUACUACCUCAACUACAUCAAGACCAGCUGGCACUUCAAAGAGCAGAGGAUUGACCUGCAGGAGCGGACCAAGCCGGGCAGCAGCAUGCAGAAGGUUUGGGUUGAGAUAUUCAGCCCCACAGAAAACGAUAAAGGGAAGUACACCCUGGAGAUGUUCGACGGCCAGGAAACACACAGGCGCUUUCUGGACCUGUCUGGACAAGCCUUCGCUGAUGCUUUGCUGGAACACCAGAGACUGAAGCAGGUUGAGUUUGCUGAGAAAAAUCGAGCGCGGGUCACGAAGGGUCUCCCGGAUGUGGUGGCGAUAAUGGAGAACAAGUCUCUGUGUCUGACGUGUUUUGCCGACGGCGACCCCGCGCCGGAGAUGUUCUGGCUGAAGAACGACCGAGAAGUGGCCUCCGCCGGCCAGUACAGCGUCUCGAACCAGAGCGGGUCGUCCACCCUCACCAUAAACCACGUGACCGCGGAGGACUCGGGCAACUACAGCGUGUUCGUGCGCAACAAGCACGGCUCGCAGACGGUCCCCGUGACGGUCAGCGUGUAUAAGCGCGGCGAAAGCCCUCGAGCGGACGCCGUGCAGAUGUGAAGCUGUUUCCGGUGAAAUGCAGGCGAGUUCGCUGCUCCGUCAGAUCUGAAUGGGUGCGAAUGGGUGCCGUCGGAAUGGGUGCGAAUGGCUGCCGUCGGAAUGGGUGCGAAUGAGAGCGAAUGGGUGCCGUCGGAAUGAGAGCGAAUGGGUGCCGUCGGAAUGGAGUGC